GGAAACAGAAACUGUUUUUUACUAAUGAAGGGGUUAAGGGAUUGCUUUCAUGAACAGGCGAUCCGUUAAACGAAACGAUUCUGUUAAAUGUCCUUGUCUCAUGGACGCUGCACUUCCAGAUAAAUGAAACUUACAGUAGGAGCGAUUAAGUUUCGGUUUCCGAAGCUCACAUUCCAUAUACACCCCGACAACUCAUAUAAAACCAUCCCUUCGGAAGUCGGGUAAUUUCCAGCUUUUCUUCAAAAAUGAGUGUCCCUGAGAAAGCUGACCAUGAAGCAAAGCUCAGAGAGCUGGAGUGUCCGUUCACAUGGGACAUAAGUAAGGCUGACAUUGCAGACCUGGAGGGCAUUACAGAGAGGCUCCAGGAUCGAGUCAAGUUCAGCCCACGCAGAUACCAUGCCACAUAUCUCAACAUCUUAUCUUUUGUGAGCCACUUUAAGGGAAAUAAUGAGGGUGCCCUUGAGUUCCUCAGUAAGGCUGAGGCCAUCCUAAAGGAAGACAAGGAGGUCCCAACAGCAUUUCUGGUGACGUAUGCUAACUUUGCAUGGAUUCACUUCCACUCUGGCAAUCUGGGUGAUGUGGAGACCUACCUUGGGAAGCUGGAGGAGAUAUGUAAAGGUGUCUCGGGGGCCUUGAGAUACUCAUGCAACCUGCCUGAGGUUCAUGGUGAGAAAGCCUGGACCUUUCUGAGUCUUGGGGCAUCAAAUUACAAGAGGGCGAAGGUCAGCUUCGAGAAGGCCCUUGAAGGAGAUGCUGAAAACGUGUCCUUCAAUGUGGGGUACGGGGUGGUUCUAUACAGACUGGAGGGGCUUGUUCAAGAUGAAAGACUGAAGUCUAAGAAAAGUGAAGCCAUCCCUCAGCUCGAGAAGGCAUUGCUCUUAGAUCCUAACAAAGAGGUAAUGGUGCUCCUGGCCCUGAAGCUUCAAAAAAGUGAUAAAUACAAAUCCCUAAAACUGAUUGAAGGUGCCCUCAAGCCGUCCUCUGAUGUGCCCCAAGUGAUGCGAUAUGUGGCCAAGUAUUUCAGAGGGGAAGAUUCCACUGAGGCAUCCCUGGAUAUUCUGGAAAAGGCGCUGGAGCAGACCCCUAGCUCUUCUUUCCUGCACCACCAGAUUGGCAUGUUCCACAAGCAGCAGCUCAUCAAGAUGUUGCAGAAAGGACCACGGAGCUGUGUACCAGCAAAUCUGAAGAGGGCCAAGGCUGAGCAGUGCAUCAAGCACUUCAGCAAGGCAGUGGAGCUGAAGCCCUCCAAUACACAUGCCCAGGUGAACCUGGCUGAGGCCUACAGCGAGAACGAGCAGCUGACUGAGGCGGAGGAGAUAUUCACCAAGCUGCUCCGGGACGGCUCUCUGCGGGACCCAGACAAGCAGCACCUUCACACAUCUUACGGACUGUUUCUGCUGUACAAGAAGAGGGCGGAGGACCGUGCUGUCGUGCAGCUCAAAGCUGCCUACCGAAUGAAGAUGCAGAACUACAACAGGAAACAAGCUGGCAGAAAGCUGGAGCAAAUUGCAGAGAGGUGGCGAAAAAACAGACAGAGGGCUGCAGAAGCAUCUGAAAUUCUGGCCUUCCUGAGGGCUGAAGACAAGCUUUCUGCUGAAACUGACCUCUCUGCUGCCUUUGAGAGGGGAAUGAAGUUCAAAUAAUGACUCUAAACAUAACAUAACAACCACUGACUUCAUUUUAUUCAAAUGAAUUAAAUAUUAAAUGAAGCAACACUUUCACUGCAACACUUUCAAAUUUAGCAUGUAAGCAACCUCAGAGGUUAAAUAUCCUAAGCAUGAGUAUGGUAACAUUAGAAUAUUAAUGUGUAAUGCAAUAGUUUAAUGACUGACAUAAUUGACAUUUAUUGUGAUACCCUAGGAGGACAGCUUAAGACGGCACCAUACUAUAAUGGCGUGCAGAUUAAAAUACAUUUAAAUUGUAUGCAUUAAAACUAAUGUAAUGGCAACAUCCA
This is a messenger RNA of Conger conger (European conger), 1954 nucleotides long. Its product is annotated as interferon-induced protein with tetratricopeptide repeats 1-like. The transcript has 2 exons. Gene Ontology annotation, molecular function: protein binding. The record is from RefSeq and is a predicted model, not a curated record. NCBI's taxonomy places the organism in Eukaryota, Metazoa, Chordata, Actinopteri, Anguilliformes, Congridae. Gene Ontology annotation, biological process: defense response to virus. The coding region runs from base 246 to 1643 and encodes 465 amino acids. Gene Ontology annotation, cellular component: cytosol.